GCUGGGCCGGCCCGGAAUGCGGUGGGGCAGGGCUAUUUAAGCCCAGGGCCGGCUGGCAACCCCAGCAGCCUGCCCUGUGAGCCGCCAGCAUGGAUGACAUCUACAAGGCUGCGGUAGAACAGCUGACAGAAGAGCAGAAAAAUGAAUUCAAGGCAGCCUUUGACAUCUUCGUGCUGGGUGCCGAGGACGGCUGCAUCAGCACCAAGGAGCUGGGCAAGGUGAUGAGGAUGCUGGGCCAGAACCCCACACCUGAGGAGCUACAGGAGAUGAUUGACGAGGUGGAUGAGGACGGCAGCGGCACAGUAGACUUUGAUGAGUUUCUGGUCAUGAUGGUUCGGUGCAUGAAGGAUGACAGCAAAGGAAAGUCUGAGGAGGAGCUGUCGGACCUCUUUCGCAUGUUUGACAAAAAUGCUGAUGGCUACAUAGACCUGGAUGAGCUGAAGGUGAUGCUUCAGGCUACGGGUGAGACCAUCACGGAAGACGACAUUGAGGAGCUCAUGAAGGAUGGUGACAAGAACAACGAUGGCCGCAUUGACUAUGAUGAGUUCCUGGAGUUCAUGAAGGGGGUGGAGUAAGACACCAACCCUCGCCCAGAGCUGCCUGUGCCACCUUCCAACUCCAUGGUGGGGGCCAGGGGCCGGGGUCCCCAGGAUGGGAGCUUGGAUGUGUCCUCGAUCGUGGGCCCUCCCUGACUGCCUCCCCCAGCCCUAUCCUAGGGAAUUCGAAUAAAGCCCUGCUCCCUGUA
Messenger RNA from Zalophus californianus (California sea lion), 745 nucleotides. RefSeq names its product troponin C1, slow skeletal and cardiac type (gene TNNC1). Gene Ontology annotation, cellular component: myosin II complex. The record is from RefSeq and is a predicted model, not a curated record. The transcript is spliced from 6 exons. Bases 90 to 575 code for a protein of 161 amino acids. Lineage: Eukaryota; Metazoa; Chordata; Mammalia; Carnivora; Otariidae. Gene Ontology annotation, molecular function: calcium ion binding.